This is a messenger RNA of Uranotaenia lowii, 1050 nucleotides long. Its product is annotated as protein GUCD1. The transcript is spliced from 6 exons. The coding region runs from base 152 to 847 and encodes 231 amino acids. The record is from RefSeq and is a predicted model, not a curated record. NCBI's taxonomy places the organism in Eukaryota, Metazoa, Arthropoda, Insecta, Diptera, Culicidae.
UUGGCGUUAGUUUAUAUCUAUGAGCUCGCAGAUUAUAGAAGAAUGAAAUCAUUGCAGUAUCUGCUGAUAAGAUUUUUUAAUCGUCGUAACUGUAUUCUCAUCCUGAAGGAAUCCGAUUGAUAAGUUAAACAAUAAAUCUCUUUGUAUCAAGAUGAACGAUACUGUAAGAGAAUCGCUUCCGGAGUUCAUCGAUCAUCAGUUGGUUCACUUCCGGCAGCGCUAUGAUUGGGAUUGUGGACUAUCGUGCAUAGUGAUGCUCUUGGGACGCCACGAAAAGCUUAAUUUUUUGGAAAACUUCAAGGAUAUUUGCCAUAAAGGAGGAUUUGGUGAGAGCACAUGGACUAUUGACUUGUGCUACAUUCUCAGGGAUUUUGACAUCAAGCAUAAGUUCUUAACGAAGGUCUUCGGUGCCAAUCCAUCUCACGUGGGAAAAGAAUAUUAUAAGUGUUUUAACGCGGAUGAAACUAGGGUGAACAAGAAAUUUCAGCAAGCUUCGCUCAACGACAUUCCGAUAGAAGUUAAGUCAAUCAGCAACAUCGAGUUGAUAAAACAUUUGGCAUUUAAUGGCAAUGUAAUAUUGCUUACCAAUGCUUCUCUCCUCUACUGCGAUCUAUGCAAGGCCAAUAAGUUAUCGAUUGAGUUAAGAUCAUGCCUUGGAUUGAAACCAACAUACAUGGGUCAUUACAUAGUAUUAUGUGGAUACGAUAUGAGAAUAGAAAAGUUUUUAUACAGAAAUCCCGCUUUUAAAGACAAAAUUUGUUACAUGUCAUUUGAAGCAGUUGAACGCGCUCGAAAAGCUUGCGGAACUGACGAAGAUGUAAUCCUUAUCUAUGACAAACGCGUGUGAUAUUAGAAACAAUGGUAGCUAUUUUUCAAUAUAAAGGAUUUCGAAGCAUUUUUCUCUGCAACAAACACUGCAAAUAGAGCAUUCAGUCACAAUUAGUUUAUUUCUAAUGUUUACAUUCUACUAGUCCUGUUAAUUAGGAUCUACUAUUUUAUUUUGUACAUCUUACUUUGUUAAAAUAAAAAAAAAAGUUUGACUUAAAACCA